AUGGGAGACUGGCGGGUAAAGGAGGGAGAAGAGAGGGACGUCCUCUCCCGCCUCUCCCCCGCUCCUCCCCACCGGCGUCUGGACCUCGCGUCCCAGGAUGCGCCGCCGCCGCCGCCGCUGCCGCCGCUGCUGCUGGGACUCCUGCUGCUGGCGGCCCUCCCGGAGCACUGCCUGGCCGACCCGGGAACAGACAAUCUACAGAUAAGAGUCAGCCCAACCCCGGAGUCAUUUCCUCAUGGGAAAUUGUUACCAAUUUCACCAACAUGGCCUUUUUCAGAAGUCCCGUCUUCCUCGGCAGUGGCCAGAAUCAAGAAUGUGCUGGGACCCUCCCCUGACAACACUAGCAUGCUGCAGUUUGCCCAAACGCCUCUGCCCAAGACACACCGCAGAGCCAGGGCUCAUGGGGACUUCUCUUCUUCCCCUUACCAAGGAAGUGGACAGAGCGCCUCCCUUGAGCCUUCCAAGGAUUCCACCGAGUCUCUGGUCCAACCAAGACCUCAAGGGGGAAAGGAUGCAGCCUCUGUGUCAGGUUUGCCUCACACUAGCAUGCUCCCCUCAUUGUCCACUAUCCCAUCUCAGCCAGUCUGGGUAGGGAUUUCUUUCAUUUCACCACAACAUUCCCCAAGAUCAGACAGUCUUGCAUUUCUUUCUCCACAUCCAUCCUCUUCAUUGGCUCCUGACUCACCUCAUUCCAUCAUCUUUUCCAAGCCAGCCAAACGACCCACCAAAAUGCCUUUGUUUCCCCUAAUAGCUCAAACUGGCUCUUCUUCAAGUCAGAGCAUAGCUAAUUCCCCACACCCAGUUGCUGGGGAAAUGAACCACACUCUGUCCAAAAAUGCCCAGGGUUUGAUAAGCAUCCCUCAUCUAGGUCUUUUUGGAUUCUCAACAAUGCAGCAUCCUGAGCUGCCCCCCACAGAGGGUCCUCGCUCAACAGUCUCCCCCACACCUGAGUUUUUGAGCUCUGUGGCAGAACUAUCCCAUCUGUCUCUCCCGCCCCUAGUGCCUGGAAGUCUUCUUCUGCUUCCAGAUGGAACUCCCUCACGGUCAGUGUUGGAAGUGGCUUCAAGUCAUACAUCUCCGCAGCUGGUUGAAGCUGAAGUGGCUGGAGGAGUGAACAGUGGGGUGACUUUGCCAAUUUCUACAAGUAUGGCGGCUGCAGCAGUGACCCAGGAAGCUGUGUCUUCACUUUUUCAGAGUGCAGAAUCAGUAGCAGUGGAAACAACCAGCAGAAAGUUAGCCCUUGCUACUGCAAAGGACACCACUAGCCCACUGCAUUUGUCAGGGGCUCCAGAGAAUCCCAAAGGGCUCGUCCUUUCAGCGGAACACACAUCUUCCUCUUUGGAGCCUUCUCCUCUGCCUCUCACCACAGCCCACAGAGGGCAAGACAUCCUUUCUGGGGCAUCCAACAGCACUGCAGCAGACUUUACCUCUGCGCCCACCUUCCUCCAGCUGCCACAGAACCAUGCCUCUCCUUCCACUGUGCCCAAGAAGCCAACUCCUCAAAAAAGGGGCAGUGGUGGACCCCCUCCGACUGGAGCUACAGACCUCCCCUUCUCCAGCAAAUUUCCCAACCUUCUUUCCACAACCUGGGCAUUUCCUGUGCAGAAAGAAGAUAGCAUGACAGCUGUUUUAAAGAAAAAUGAAAAGACAGAUUUGACAGCUGAUCUCCAGACCCUUCCAAGUAAAGAGAUUCCAGGUCUUCACACUGUAAAUGGGUUCACCUCUGAUACUAGCACGGAUCAUAUUUCAUCUUUUUUCAUCCCAACGCUAAGAACAAACCUCCUUCCUUCAGAAUUAUCUCUACCUUCCAGCACCUCUGUCCAAAGCACCCAGACUAUGUCCCCAUCCCCUAGCUUGCCUGACAUCAAGCCAGAGACUUAUGCAGCUAUGAUAGACCACUCUCAGUUGCCAGUUCCAACUUCCCAACAGGUGACAGCAUUUCCCUCAUCCACUGAGAUCUAUGAUUUCUCAACAAUGAGAUAUGUGAAAAAGCCAGCAACCACAGAUGUUUUCUGGAGUUCUCUUUCAGCAGAAACUGGAUUUCUCUCCACAGAGCCAAUGAUAUCUGGCUUGGUGCAGCAACCAAAUUAUGAUUUAAAUGGGCACACAAUUAACUCCACCAGUUGGGAAACUCAUUCAGCUUCAGAUCUUCCUCCCAAUGGUUCAACUUCAGCUGCCAGUACAAUAAAAUCUUUGGAUUCCAAAGAUAGUGCUGGGCAUAUAGUGACUGCAGAAGGCACCAGCAUGCAGCAUCCAGUCCUUGGUACAAGCACCAACCAGCCUAUUCAACAGUCAGAGAUUACCAUGGUUGGAAACCAUACAGACUUCUUGUCAACAACCAAUAAAAACUAUUUCAGAGACUUCCAAACAGCUGAGAUUGAAGAUUACCCAUACACAAGCCAACAUGCUGUGUCUCAUCCCCUUCUACAGCUGCCUGCGCAUUCAACUCAUGCUCUUUCGCCAGCCUCUCCAAGUCUGACUUCCACAGUUAGCUUGCAAGAAAUGCUUUCAGAUGGAACAGAUACAAUUCUCCGAAUUUCCAGUGACAUCUAUCCAUCUCCUGUGAUAAGAGCUUCCACACCAUUCCAGAGUAUCUUGAAGUAUCAUUCCACCACUGAAUCUCUUCCUCUAUCGACCAGGGCCCCAUCCAAAGUGCUGCUGGCCUCUCAGCACCCUGAGAAAUGGACAGUGGACCCCUCAGUGUCAUUCAAGGCGGAACCAACAGCUGCGUCAGCAGCCACGUUGUUCCUGGGGAAAUCAAGUCCACCGGCGCUGUCUGCAGCCCUGGUUGCCAAGGGCACUGGCAGUAGUGCUUCAGCCAUGGCCUCAGCAUUAGUUAAGAGCAGUUGGACCACUGCCCUAGCUAAAAAUAUCACAAACAACGCAGCACCUGGUCCAAGGACGACACCAGGGGCACUGCAUCCGGCCUUCUCAUUCACACCAACGUACAUGUUUUCAAGAACAGCACACACCAUGAGUGGUCAUACAGCCAUGCAAGGGAACACGGGCAGCUCCUCUGGCCUGUUGUCCACAACACACCUCCCCAGGAAACCACAAGCCAUGCACACAGGCCUCCCAAACCCUACCAACCCGGACAUGCCGAGGGCAUCCACCACACGCCCACUGACAAUCACAGCAGCCUUGACAUCCGUUACUGCUCCAGUGAGGGCCACCCGGUUGCCACCUUUGCCAGCAGAAAAUACAGAUGCUGCGUCGACUGCAAUAGUCUCAACUGGCAAAAUGGCAUCCAACCUGGAAUGUCAGAUGUCCAGUAAGCUCCUGGUGAAGACAGUUCUCUUUCUGACCCAGAGGAGAGUGCAGAUCAGUGAAACCUUGAAGUUCAAUAUAGCCAAAGGGCUCACGCAGGCAUUGCGGAAGGCUUUCCACCAGAAUGACGUCUCGGCUCACGUGGACAUUCUGGAACAUUCUCAUAAUGUCACAGUUGGUUAUUAUGCUACCAAAGGGAGACUGGUGUACUUGCCUGCCGUAGUGAUCGAAAUGCUGAGUGUUUAUGGGGUCAGCAAUGUCACUGCAGAUCUGAAGCAGCAUACCCCAAACUUGCAGUCGGUGGCAGUUCUUGCCUCCCCAUGGAAUCCCCAGCCUGCAGGCUACUUCCAGCUGAGAACAGUGCUGCAGUUUGUGAGCCAAUCUGACAACAUCCAGUCCUGCAAGUUUGCUCAGACGAUGGAGCAGAGACUGCAGAAGGCCUUUCAGGAUGCGGAGAGGAAAGUCCUGAAUACCAAAAGCAACCUGACGAUUCAGAUUGUGAGCACAUCCAACGCCUCCCAGACAGUGACGUUGGUGUAUGUGGUGGGCAAUCGGAGCUCCUUCCUCAACGGCACGGUCGCCAGCAGCCUCCUCCGCCAGCUCUCAGCUGAGCUGGUUGGGUUCUACCUCACCUACCCGCCGCUCACCAUUGCUGAACCGCUGGAAUAUCCCAACCUUGAUAUAUCAGAAACCACCAGAGACUAUUGGGUAAUAACAGAUGGUAGGCCUUUCUGGAGUGCCCUACAAACCCCAGUGAAAGGCAGAGGAAUGCUGGGCGUGAACUUUUCUCUUUCCUCCGGCACACGCCCCACACCUACACUGAUCCUGGUGGGACCCAGUCGUGUCCUGACAAUGGUAAAGAUGCAACGGGUGCCGGGACCCAAGGACCCGGCGGAGCUGACUUACUACACCUUGUACAACGGGAAGCCAUUGCUGGGGACCGCAGCUGCCAAGAUCCUGAGCACCAUUGACUCCCAAAGGAUGGCUUUGACCCUGCAUCAUGUUGUCCUUCUGCAAGCUGACCCCGUGGUGAAGAAUCCACCCAACAACCUGUGGAUCAUCGCAGCAGUGCUGGCACCCAUUGCUGUGGUCACAGUCAUCAUCAUCAUCAUCACUGCCGUGCUCUGCCGGAAGAACAAGAACGACUUCAAGCCAGACACCAUGAUGAACCUGCCUCAGAGAGCAAAGCCUGUGCAAGGCUUUGAUUAUGCCAAGCAGCACCUGGGCCAGCAAGGGGCGGAUGAGGAGGCUGUCCCUGUGACUCAGGAAACGGUAGUCCUACCGCUCCCUGUUAGAGAUGCUCCUGCCUCUCAAGAAAGAGACAUCGCCCAGGAUGGAAGCACCAUCAAGACGGCCAAGUCCACCGAAACCAGAAAGAGCAGGUCGCCCAGUGAGAAUGGCUCUGUCAUCAGCAAGGAAUCAGGGAAGCCCAGCUCAGGGAGGCGCUCACCCCAGAAUGUAAUGGCACAGCAGAAAGUGACAAAGGAGGAGGCACGGAAGAGAAAUGUGCCUGCGAGUGACGAAGAGGAAGGAGCAGUGCUUUUUGACAACUCUGGCAAGGCGGCUGCUGAUCCCUUCGACACAUCUUCUGGAUCUGUGCAGCUCAUUGCAAUAAAACCCACGGCCCUCCCUGUGGCGCAUCCCACAUCGGACCGGAGCCAGGAGUCAGCCGUCCUCAACGGUGAGGUGAACAAAGCCCUGAAGCAGAAGUCAGACAUCGAGCACUAUCGGAACAAGCUACGCCUCAAAGCCAAGAGGAAGGGAUAUUACGACUUUCCACCGGUGGAGACGAACAAGGCUCAGACGGAAAGAAAAAAGAUGUACGAGAAAACCCCAAAGGAAAUUGAGCACGUUUUGGAUCCAGACCCAGAUCUGUGUGCCCCCUUUGCUGAGUCUAAAAACAGGCAACAGAUGAAGAACUCUGUCUACCGAAGCCGGCAGUCUCUGAAUAGCCCGAGUCCUGGGGAAACGGAGAUGGACCUUCUGGUGACUCGGGAGCGACCCCGGCGUGGAAUCCGUAACAGCGGAUACGAUACGGAGCCUGAGAUCAUCGAGGAAACCAACAUUGACAGAGUGAAUGAGCCCCGGGGCUACGCCCGAUCACGGCAGAUGAAAGGUCACUCGGAGACCUCCACACUGAGCUCCCAGCCCUCCAUCGACGAGGUCAGGCAGCAGAUGCAUAUGCUACUGGAGGAGGCCUUCAGCCUGGCGUCUGCGGGCCAUGCAGGCCAGAGCCGGCACCAGGAAGUCUAUGGCUCAGCACAGCACCUGCCCUACUCGGAGGUGGUGACCAGCGCUCCGGGGACCAUGACGCGGCCCAGGGCAGGGGUGCAGUGGGUACCCACCUAUCGCCCAGAAAUGUACCAGUACAGUCUGCCUCGGCCGGCAUACAGGUUUUCCCAGCUUCCUGAAAUGGUCAUGGGCUCUCCCCCUCCACCUGUACCUCCUCGGACUGGCCCUGUGGCUGUUGCUUCUCUCAGGCGGUCCACCUCGGACGUGGGCAGCAAGACCAGGAUGGGCGAGUCCGCGGGGCCGGAACCGGCCCAGCUGCACGACAGCCCCUCCUUCGCGCAGGUGUCCAGAGGCCCAGUGUCCGUGGCGCAGUUGGACCAGUCGGCUUUAAAUUACUCAGGUAAUACGGUGCCGGCAGUGUUCGCCAUCCCAGCUGCCAACAGACCUGGCCUCACCGGCUACUUCAUCCCGACGCCUCCGUCGUCCUACCGGAGCCAGGCCUGGAUGUCCUAUGCAGGAGAGAGUGAGCUCCCAAGCCAGUGGGCCGACUCGGUCCCCCUCCCAGGGUACAUCGAGGCUUACCCCCGGUCACGUUAUCAGCAAAACUCUCCCUCCAGGCUCCCACGCCAGUACAGCCAGCCAGCAGGCAUGCACCCCAGCCUGGAGCAGGCCCCGGGGCCGUCUGCGGCGGCCUCGCAGCAGAGCCUUGCCGAGAACGACCCGUCUGACACGCCCCUGACCAACAUCUCCACCGCGGCCCUCGUGAAAGCCAUCCGGGAAGAGGUGGCCAAGCUGGCCAAGAAACAGACAGACAUGUUCGAGUUCCAGGUCUAAUGCCUUAGCCCCAUGGGACUUCCAGACUCUGAGGAAACAGUCUUCUGCUUUCUCAACCUAACGUGUUGGGACUUGAGGCAUAGACCAUGCGUGAGUCUUCUCAUCCUCAGUCUCUGAAAAGGGGAACCGUGGGGCUUCUGGGCAACAGAGAAGACUCUUGAACAACUUGAUUCUUGGCUUGAUUCCUGAUUGUAUGUCAAGAAGUCCCCGUGUGGGACCAUAUGUUUGAUAUUCUGUGAAGUUAAAUGUUUGAACUGUGGGUAUAUUUCCCUAUGGAGCCUUAGUCACAAGAGACACUAAUCUUCAAACCCCUGUCCAAUGCCACAUUUUAAUAAAUCACCAGAAGGGGGAGAACAUUGCUCUGUCUUCGGUGAGUUCUGCAUGUUAACUCUGUUUCUGUGUUAAAGGCAAUGCAGGCAUCAGAUUAAGCACCAGACUGUACUCUCUCUCAUUCAGCCAUGACUAUGAUUGUUAAAAUCACCUCCGGUCUGUAAAGGAGGUACUGACUCCAGCCAAGAAACUUCAGUCCUUUUCUUUUAAAGGUUCAUAUUCAAAGUCAGAUGAAUUGGAUGAAAAUCAGUACUGUCGAUGACUGCACCUAUAAAUAGUCCUGACUCUUUUUUCCUCCCAUUAAUUAAACAGCCGAGAAAGAGAGCAGAUGAGAGGGAAUGGUGGAUUUGUGUUGACAAGUUUUUGAAAAGGUGUUGUCAUUUUGGAACUUGAGUCCCCUGCAAAUUGGGAUUUAACUGAAAGAGAAUCGGUGCUAAGAACUUUUAAGAUCCUAUGAAAGAAAAACAGUCAUUUAUGGAGGUUUUUCUUUGCCUUGCAAUGAAGUUGGCCUGAGAGCAAGCUUCUCUCUUUCUUGAGAUACCUGAUACAUGGACUUCGAUAAGAAAACCUCUAUCUCGUCAACAACAUGUCCAGCGUGUGCUGCCAAGCGAUCGGGAAGGAAGUGGCAACUGAUGCCUGUUUGAAGCAGAAAGAGUGGAUUCUCCAGUCUCCCCGGGCUGUAGCCUCUGUUUAUAGGACCUUCCAAAUGUAGAAAAUCUGUUGAUUUACAUUUAAAUGUAAAUAACAUUUUUUAAAAGGGUAUGGAGUUUGCCAGUUCCUUCCCUCGCCCCCUGUAGUCAAUGGUUACAGGAGGACAUUUGCUGAAAUGGCAGGGCUGCUGAUCUUGUGACUGAGAUAUGGCAAAUCACAUUCCCUGGCAUGGUGAGUCAGCGUCUGGAGCUCUGGGUGGACCCUGCCUCACAGCCCUGAGGCACCAGCUGCUGACUGUCAGUGCAAAAGCAAAAUUUCAGGUAGCCCAGGGGAGGGAACACUCUGGUCCCCUCACCAGCUCUGUUGGGGGGCUUACUUGGUUUCUGUUGGAGAAUGAGGACCUGUCCUGCCUUCACCCAUGACCCAUUAGCUUCAGCUGUGUCCAUGCCUUCUUGAGCCCAUCUUUCCAUUUCCCUCAUGAGUUUCUUUGGUCUUUACUGAACGAAGGUGGAAAUUUAAAAGUUGAGAGAAGAGUAGGAGUGGAACUGAUUAGAAUGGGAGAUUCAAACUGUCAAAGCACAGACUUUUCAAAGAAGCUGUUUUUAUUUCCCAGUGGCAAAUUGCCCUUUUUGGAAAUUUCCGGAGAUGAUGUGUCAUGGAAUCCCCAGACAAGUCUCUUGUUCAAAUGAUAUUAGGUAGUGUCCUUUUGGUAUGCUGGUUGAUCUUUCAUAGUGUUAGUUUUUUGUUACUUAAAAAGAAUCAGCUAUAAAUAAAAUGUAUUUUUGUAAUUUCCAUGUGUAUAUAUGGUAUAUUUCUACCAAUGGCCAGUUGUUGUAGUCCAAAACCUAAAUCAGCUUGCAAAACACUGUGGAUGGUGCAAGAUUUUACUGACAGAUUAACACAAUGCCUAAGUCUAUCCAAAUAGGUAUUCAAUGCACUUGAAUGAACAAAGAGCCAAAGAAACUCAGCCUUUUCAUGCAAAUGGUAUGAGCCUGAUAAAGUCAGCCACAUUGUCCCGCCUUAUCAAUAAUAUUAAUAUUUCAUCAGUGCAAUGAUAUCAACCCAGUACUUUGUCUACUUGGUAAAUGCCUGGAAAUCCUGUAUGUGACAAUGAAGUUUCAAGACCUUAGUGUAAUUAAAAUACAUGCUUCAAAGACUGUUUCCAAGCUUUGGAUGUUCCAGUGACUUACAGAAGAGAAUGAGCCUACAGUCUGCAGUGGGAUGGCCCCAGCUUGCUAAGAGGAUGGAGAAACAAAUCACUGCAGUCUUUGCAGAACCCCAUGAAGUACUGAGUUCAUCAAAUGAGAUGACUAAAAAUAUAGCGUGCUAAAUCAGACACUCUGGUAAACUAGACACGACAGGUUUAUGAAAAGUAUAUGAGAGGAAAACCUUAAGUUGAAAAGAAAUCAGUCUGUUCGUGUUUUUUUCCACCAAUGGGGACAGCCACCAUUGUUAGAUUUUCUGUGAUUAAUUGUGGUCCCUUCUCUGAAGAGUCUCCUGGUGUCAUGGAGGGGACAGACACCGGGACAGCUGCCUCUAGAGAAAGUGCACUUCUGCAAGUGCCUCAUGGAGGCAAAAAUAGAGUUCCAUGGGGGCCCAGAGGCUCUCUGGUCCUCAUGACCUUCCAGACAUUUGAGGAAGCCACAGAGGACCUUGGCAAUCUUGGAGAAGGAGUCGGAAGUCCAGAAAAGUGGAGUGACCUCCUGGAGGAUUCCAACCCAAGCCUGCUGAUUCAUGAUUCAACUUGCUUUCCAUUUCACCAUGCUGCCUGCACGCUUGUCUGUGACACGUUUCUUGAACUGUGCUAAGAAGUUUAAAAAGUAGACCAGGGUCAUAUGAGGGACGCCCUACAUUCUUGUGAAGAAAAAAAAAAAGAUGAUUGGAUAUGUAAAGGACUUCAGAUAAAGUGUAUAGAGGACGAUGCAUUUGUGGCAUAAUAAACACUUUUCGGAACUUGUUUUGAUGUGAGUUUUCUGCCUUCGUGAAAAGAAAUGCAUUUGGGCUUUUUCCAGAGAGCGCCAUCGAGGAAAUGGCAUUCUCAGCUGCUGCGCAAGACUGCAGGGGUGUAUUCCUCUCUCAGUGCCAUGGAUCCAAACAAGCAGGCAGUGAGGCCAUGACAGCUUGUCAUUAUGAGGUAGCAGGUUCUAUGCUCUGCAUUAAGGGAGGCAGUCCCAUAGCAUGGGGACAUACAAGUCUAUUGUGUGCCCUGGUACCUUUACAGCAGCAAGUUGCCUCUUUCAGGGUGUGCUCUUGUGCUAUGGACUUAAUGUUGAGUCCCAACCCCCCUCCCAUUCAUAUGUUGAAAUCCUAACCCCAGUGUGAUGCUAUUAGGAGGUGGGAGCCUUGGAGUGAUUCAGUCAUGAAGGUGGAGUCCUCGAGAACGGGAUUAGUGCCCUUGCAAAAGGGAUCUCAGAGAACUUUCUUGCCCUCUUUUUCUGCCAUGUGAAGAUUCAAUAAGAAGUCAAUGGUCUUCCAACUCUGAAGAGGGUUCUUACCAGACCUUGAUCCUACUGGCACCCUGAUCUUGGACUUCCAACCUCCAAAAGUGUAAGAAAUAAAUUUCUGUUGUUUAAAAGCCA
Molecule: messenger RNA, 9893 nt
Organism: Suricata suricatta (meerkat)
Lineage: Eukaryota; Metazoa; Chordata; Mammalia; Carnivora; Herpestidae
Product: KIAA1549 like
Exons: 22
Coding region: 1-6333 (2110 amino acids)
Source: RefSeq, a predicted model, not a curated record